AUCUCGGGGAGUAUGUUGUGAAGACCCAAGUGGCAUUGGAGCUUGGUGUGGAGAUCGGAGUGAGGUUUGGAAUUCCGAAAGCUUAGCUACGGUCUCUCUUCCUCUCAGUCUGUAUAGCCGUUCCAAAUCAAACCCACUGCCCCAAAACCCUUCAACCUUUCCCACUGUUCUCUCUCUUUGGCUCUCAGGCAACAAACUCUUAUCCAAACGAAGGAGAAGAAGAAGAUUGAAGGGUGCAUGCCUGGGUUAGAUCUGCAACAAAUUUCCAUUCUUGGGUAUAGAAGUAACCAGCAAAAGUGUCAGAGAAAGAGUAUGGGGACCAGGGUUCCAGUGCAGCACUACAAUCUGAGAUCGGCGAAUUCGUUCAUCGAAAGCCCUUUGCAUGACCUCAACACCGUUGAUGCUCGGCCUGCGGACAUCGAAGCCAUCAGCGACGUUGACCGGGAAGCCGUCACAGAAGAUAGCUUGGACAACGAUGUUGAUUCUAAUUCCGUUGACUGCAUGCAUGAAUCCUAUAGGAACUCUUUACCGCUUCACAGCAUAGGAGCUGAAGAAGAUCGCUCUAGACUUGAAAACGAUGGGCCUUCAAGGGGUUCCUAUGAUAACUUGACAGUUGAAGACGUUGCACCUAUUGAAUCAGCGAGGGCAAGAUUUCUACAAAUUAUUGUGGAUUAUUUUGUACAUGAUAAUGUGAUUGAAGUGGCGGAUUCUGAGGCUGACUAUAAUAUUCAGUCUGGACAAGAUAAACUGAAUAAGAGGAAGAUGAGAGAGGUUCAGUAUGAAGGAGACCCGAGGUUUGCAUUACCCUUGAUGUAUGUGGCAAAUAUGUAUGAAACUUUAGUUGCUGAUGUAAAUAUUAGGCUUGCUUCCUUGAAUGGUAUUCGUGAGAAGACCAUUGGAGUAGCUCUUGAGGCAGCUGGUGGUUUGUAUAGAAGGCUGGCUAAGAAAUUCCCCAAGAAAGGACCCUGUACAUUCAAAAGAAGAGAGUUGGCAACUUCUGUUGAAACUAGGACAAGAUUUCCAGAAUUAGUAAUACAAGAAGAGAAGCGAGUUCGUUUUGUGGUAGUCAAUGGUUUGGUUAUUAUUGAAAAGCCAAAUAGUAUGCCUAUUGAAGAUGCUGAGUGGUUUAAACGAUUGACUGGUCGUAAUGAGGUAGCUGUCUCUGCUCGAGAUUAUAAGUUCUAUUCUCCAAGACACAAGUAUAGGCGUGUCGCAACAAACUCAGUGUCUAACAUCACUGGUUUGCCUGCAUUUCCAAUCACAGAUAACUCCUCUACAUUGGCUACUGCUCAAGGUUUUCGCUCUCCACAAAAUCAGCAGCAGAUCAUUUGCAAACAUCCUAUGCAACAGCUUUCGCAUCAGCCCCAAUUUCACCCAGUUCAUCAGAAUCAUCAACAACACAUGCACCCUGCAUCCCACUAUCCUCACAGUCAUCAAUGUGUUCCUGCUUCUCACUUGCCUGAAAUUUCUCAUCCUCAUCAACCAACCAUAUCACAACAGAUGGCAUCCUUACAACCGCUCACAGGUGGUGGUCAUGCUGGAGGGCGUUUGCAUGUACUGCCAUCCAGCCCGGCAAAGUUUUGUGACGAAUGUGGGGCCCCGUACUUGAGAGAAACCUCUAAAUUCUGCUCUGAAUGCGGUGUUAAAAGGUUAGGAACGUGACAUGGUGCUGUCACUUAUAUGUACAUAAAUAUAUUUAUAUUCAUAUUCUUUUAUAUUUGAUUUAGGAGUUUCAAAUAUAUGUACUAAUGUAGAAGGUCAAGUUUUAGAUCUGAUGUACGAUAUUUUCAAGUGUAGAGACAUUUAGUGUGGUUUGGAUAGUAAGAUGAGAUGAGAUAAAGAUGAGAAGAGAUCGUUUUAAAUGAAAGUUGAAAGUUGAGUAAAAUGUUAUUAAAAUAUUA
Molecule: messenger RNA, 1901 nt
Organism: Juglans microcarpa x Juglans regia
Lineage: Eukaryota; Viridiplantae; Streptophyta; Magnoliopsida; Fagales; Juglandaceae
Exons: 8
Coding region: 238-1662 (474 amino acids)
Source: RefSeq, a predicted model, not a curated record